Messenger RNA from Nicotiana attenuata, 1702 nucleotides. Its product is annotated as transcription factor BIM2-like. Gene Ontology annotation, molecular function: protein dimerization activity; DNA-binding transcription factor activity. The record is from RefSeq and is a predicted model, not a curated record. Gene Ontology annotation, biological process: DNA-templated transcription. The coding region runs from base 278 to 1213 and encodes 311 amino acids. NCBI's taxonomy places the organism in Eukaryota, Viridiplantae, Streptophyta, Magnoliopsida, Solanales, Solanaceae. The transcript has 7 exons.
ACACCGACAUCACUUAAUUGGUCUCUAGGGUUUCCAACAUUUCGCUGUGCGACACAGCUCUGCACACAUAUUCAUUCUUUUCUGUUUUUUUUUUUUUUUGGUUUUUAUCUCAUACAUAUAUAUUCUUUUAUGUUUUCUCAUCAUAGCCUAUUCGUAAUUUCCGAAAUCACUCCAAGUUUCGAGAUUAUACUCCGAUAAUUGGAGCCUUACCGAAAUCGUCAGUCUCUCCGUUUAAUCUUAUUCUCUAAACAAUAAUUGUGCGCUGAGGAAUUGCAAAAUGGUGAGAACUGUGAAAACUCACCAUGAAGAGGACGAAGAGGACGAGGAGGAGUUUUCUUCCAGAACUCCUGAUGGCUCUUCUCAAAAGGGGAAGAGCAAUGAUGGGAAGGGAAAUUCUCAUCGUUCAAAGCAUUCUGAGACGGAGCAGCGAAGGAGGAUCAAAAUUAACGAGAGAUUUCAGGCUUUAAGGAAUCUCAUACCUGAAACUGAUCAGAAGAGAGACAGAGCUUCAUUCUUGUUAGAGGUUAUACAGUAUAUCCAGUUUUUACAAGAGAAAUUACAGUGGUAUGAGGGAACCCACCAAGGAUGGAGUGCAGAACCCUCGAAGUUGAUGCCAUGGAGAAGCACUUCUGGGCCUGUAGAAGGCUUUGUAGAACAGUCUCAAAUAAUCAGAAAUGGCUCUACUCAUGAAGAUAAUAUUGUCAUUAACCCUACGUUACUUACAAGUGCACAGAACUCUGUAGAACAGAACUUGAGUGCCGCUGCUUUAUAUACAGAUGAGCCCCAUAUGGAAGCGAAUGAAGCAGUUGCCUUUAACAUGCCACUGCAGUGUAAUCUAUUUGAAAAUGCAUCCGUUCAACCUUCUCAAUCGUCUCCUGAUGCUGAGCAUUGCGCUUCCCAGCCGCAAUCGUUAUAUUGGCCAGGUAAACAGGAUGCAAUCGACUCUGAUGUUCCGAGCUAUGGUAGAAAUGAUCAAGAAGAAGUGAAAGUUGAUGGUGAAGAAGCUGGCAUCUCAAAUGUGUAUUCUCAAAGGUUGCUGAGCACCUUAAACCAGACACUAGCAUCUAUGGGAGUGGAUUUAUCACAGGCCAAUGUUAAAGUACAGCUUGAUAUUGCAAAAUGCCCAAGUAGUGGAACCACUGCUACAACGUUAAUUACUCCAGAUAAUUAUGAUCACUCUCGUAAAAGGCUUAGAACAGAAGGUAGCAUGUGAUUGUCACUCUAGCAAGAUGAUUCCGCUCCUAAUUCUUCUGAAUCAUAGUUGUAGUUUUGUCGGCGAGACACUUGAAGAGGUCGGUGCCUGUGGACUUGGUUUACUGUGCAUGCUGAUGGUCUUUCAUCUGCUGGGCUGCUCAAAUCAUUCAAGACUGCUGUAGUAUUUGUCUUCUUUUCCCCAUAGGAUAAAAGGCUUCCAUUUGAGUAUGAGAAGCUGCAUUUUCAUUUGUAAGGGUAUUUGAUUUAGAAGUUAAAUCUUAGUUCACUUUCUUUUCCUGUUUCUCAGUCUUGUAAAUAUCUAUCAGUUUGGUUUUAGCAACUUUUCUCAUACCUAAUCGUUCGAUGUGGCUAGGCCUGUCUUUUACAAGUCUGGUCUGGUUUCGUAGUGAGUUUAAAGAAGAAUUCCAAGUUUGUUGCAAAUCUCAGUAUGUCGUUUCUUUUAAUUCUCAUUUUGAUUUUAUAAUAUUACUUAAUCUUUCCCAGUUUA